This is a messenger RNA of Erigeron canadensis, 1517 nucleotides long. RefSeq names its product IAA-amino acid hydrolase ILR1-like 4. Gene Ontology annotation, biological process: auxin metabolic process. Lineage: Eukaryota; Viridiplantae; Streptophyta; Magnoliopsida; Asterales; Asteraceae. The record is from RefSeq and is a predicted model, not a curated record. Bases 111 to 1418 code for a protein of 435 amino acids. Gene Ontology annotation, molecular function: IAA-Ala conjugate hydrolase activity. Gene Ontology annotation, cellular component: endoplasmic reticulum. The transcript has 5 exons.
CUCGUGGCACAAAAUCAGAUAUUUAUAGCCGCCGUGAAACCAAACCAAUUACCCGGAAACACAAUCUAACUUCACCUUCUUUUUUUUUUUUUGUGACCCAUCAAAAAAGGAUGGAUUUUUCCAAAUGGGCUUUUUUAAUCUUUGUAAUUUUUAUCUUUAAACCCCAAAUCUCAAGUGGGGUUAGUGAGAUUUCAAAGGAAUUUCUAAAUCUUGCUAAAAAAGAUGAAGUUUUUGAUUGGAUGGUUGGGAUUAGAAGAAAGAUACAUGAGAAUCCUGAACUGGGUUAUGAAGAAAUUGAGACAAGUAAAGUAAUAAGACAAGAAUUAGAUAAAUUAGGUAUUGAAUAUAAGUACCCAGUUGCAGUUACAGGGGUUGUUGGUUAUAUAGGAUCUGGUCAACCUCCUUUUGUUGCUAUUAGAGCUGAUAUGGAUGCUCUGCCCAUGCAGGAAAUGGUGGAAUGGGAACACAAGAGUAAAAUUCCUGGAAAGAUGCAUGCUUGUGGACAUGAUGCGCAUGUCACUAUGCUUCUUGGUGCAGCCAAGAUUCUUAAAGAACAUAGCCAUCUUUUAAAGGGGACGGUAGUUCUUAUUUUCCAACCAGCUGAAGAAGGCGGUGGAGGGGCAAUACACGUCGUAGAUAGUGGCAUUCUUGAGAACGUUAAAGCUAUAUUUGGUUUACAUGUAUAUGCAGAGUUACCUUUAGGUCAAUCAUCAUCUAGAUCUGGUACUCUUUUGGCUGGGAGUGGCUUCUUUGAAGCUGUCAUAACUGGUAAAGGAGGUCACGCAGCCAUUCCUCAGCAUUCUAUAGAUCCCAUAUUAGCAGCUUCAAAUGUUGUCGUUAGUUUGCAACAUCUAGUCUCCCGAGAAGCUGAUCCUCUUGAUUCUCAGGUAGUCACUGUGGCUAAGUUUCAAGGAGGCGGCGCUUUCAAUGUUAUUCCAGAUUCAGUGACCAUUGGUGGUACCUUUCGAGCUUUUUCUAAAGAAAGUUUUAUGCAACUUAAGCAACGAAUCGAGGAGGUUAUUGUAGGGCAAGCGACGGUACAAAGGUGUAAUGCUACUGUGGAGUUCUCCUCAAAAGACAAACCUUUUUUUCCUGCCACUAUAAAUGACAACGGCUUGCACAUGCACUUCCAGAAGGUUGCAAGGGAUCUUCUUGGCCCUUCUAACGUAUUAAACAUGCUACCAUUAAUGGGAUCGGAGGAUUUUUCGGUUUACCAAGAGGUAAUACCUGGUUAUUUCUACUUUCUUGGAAUGAAGAGUGAAUCAAAUAAAAAGCCUGCAUCAGCACAUUCUCCAUUUUUUGAAAUUAAUGAAGAUGUACUUCCCUUUGGUGCUGCAAUGCAUGCCUCUCUAGUUGUUAACUACCUCAAUGAAAUUCAAGAAACUCAGUUGGAUGAAAAACACCAUGAUGAACUGUAAAUUUCUUUUUUCAGUAUAUAUGCCAUUGUUGUGUCAUUUGGCAGAUUUUGCAGAACGUUUAUCUCACCUGCAAAUGAUAAGGAUACACUAUUAAGGUUA